UCAUGUCUAAGUCAGAGUCACCCAAAGAGCCCAAACAGCUGCGGAAGCUCUUCAUCGGAGGUUUGAGCUUUGAAACAACCGAUGAGAGUCUGAGGAGCCAUUUUGAGCAGUGGGGAACGCUCACAGAUUGUGUGGUAAUGAGGGAUCCAAACACCAAACGCUCCAGAGGCUUCGGGUUUGUCACAUAUGCCACUGCAGAGGAGGUGGAUAUGGCCAUGAAUGCAAGGCCACACAAGGUGGAUGGAAGAGUGGUGGAACCAAAGAGGGCCGUCUCAAGAGAAGAUUCUCAAAGACCUGGUGCCCACUUAACUGUGAAAAAGAUUUUUGUUGGUGGCAUUAAAGAAGACACUGAAGAACAUCACCUAAGAGAUUAUUUUGAACAGUAUGGGAAAAUUGAAGUGAUUGAAAUCAUGACAGAUCGAGGCAGUGGCAAAAAGAGAGGCUUUGCUUUCGUAAGCUUUGAUGACCAUGACUCUGUAGACAAGAUUGUCAUUCAGAAAUACCACACUGUGAAUGGCCACAACUGUGAAGUAAGGAAAGCCCUACCAAAGCAAGAGAUGCCUAGUGCCUCAUCCAGCCAAAGAGGUCGAAGUGGUUCUGGAAACUUUGGUGGUGGUCGGGGAGGUGGUUUUGGUGGGAAUGACAACUUUGGUCGUGGAGGAAACUUCAGUGGUCGAGGAAGCAAUUUUGGAGGUGGUGGAAGCGACAAUGAUUUUGGCAGUUACAACAAUCAAUCUUCAAAUUUUGGACCCAUGAAAGGAGGAAACUUUGGAGGCAGAAGUUCUGGCCCUUAUGGUGGUGGAGGCCAGUACUUUGCCAAACCACGAAAUCAAGGUGGCUAUGGCGGUUCCAGCAGCAGCAAUAGCUAUGGCAGUGGCAGAAGGUUUUGAUUACUGCCAGGAAACAAAGCUUAGCAGGAGAAGAGAGCCAGAGAAGUGACAGGGAAGCUACAGGUUACAACAGAUUUGUGAACUCAGC
This is a messenger RNA of Balaenoptera ricei (Rice's whale), 978 nucleotides long. RefSeq names its product heterogeneous nuclear ribonucleoprotein A1-like. Lineage: Eukaryota; Metazoa; Chordata; Mammalia; Artiodactyla; Balaenopteridae. Gene Ontology annotation, molecular function: RNA binding. The transcript has a single exon. The record is from RefSeq and is a predicted model, not a curated record. Bases 3 to 890 code for a protein of 295 amino acids.